This is a messenger RNA of Magnolia sinica, 627 nucleotides long. Its product is annotated as DELLA protein 2-like. NCBI's taxonomy places the organism in Eukaryota, Viridiplantae, Streptophyta, Magnoliopsida, Magnoliales, Magnoliaceae. Gene Ontology annotation, biological process: regulation of DNA-templated transcription. The transcript has a single exon. Gene Ontology annotation, molecular function: DNA-binding transcription factor activity; sequence-specific DNA binding. The record is from RefSeq and is a predicted model, not a curated record. Bases 1 to 627 code for a protein of 208 amino acids. Gene Ontology annotation, cellular component: nucleus.
AUGAACGAGACGGGUCGACAGCUAGCAAGUUUUGCCGAGUCACUGAAACUACCAUUUACUUUCAAGAUGGUCAUAGUAUACGACAUGAAUGAUCUCCACGAAGAUCUAUUCGAGAUAGAGGCUGAUGAAGUGGUCGGAGUCUAUGCAUCAUUGAUUCUUAGGACCAUGAUCAUCAAGCCCAAUCGUUUGGAGAACCUGCUGAGAGUGAUAAGGAGACUCAAACCAUGUACAAUGACGGUCACUGAAGUCGAAGGGGAUCAACAUAAUUCAAGCUCGUUUAUCAACAGCUUCAUCAAAUCGCUCUUCUUCUACAGUGCGUGGUUUGAUUGCCUCAACGAUUGCAUGGAUCGAAAUGAUCCUAACAGGAUGUCUCUUGAAGGGAAAUUCUUAUCACGAGGAAUUCGAAGCAUUGUUGCGACGGAGGGAGAUGAGAGGAUGAUAAUGCAUGUGGGGAUCAAUCUGUGGAGGUCCUUCGGACGGUUUGGGUUCGUCGAAAUUCAGGCUAGGCUGGCAGCUAAGAAGUUUGCUUGUGGUGGUCCUGUAAAUCUUGAUAUGAAUGAGAAAAGCUUGAUUGUUGGAUGGAAGGGUACCCCACUUUUUUCAUUUUCAGCUUGGAAAUUGAGAUGA